Messenger RNA from Closterium sp. NIES-65, 1659 nucleotides. The record is from the annotation of a GenBank genome assembly. Lineage: Eukaryota; Viridiplantae; Streptophyta; Zygnematophyceae; Desmidiales; Closteriaceae.
AUGGGCCACCUCGAAUCUCAUCUCCUCCUCCUCUCUCCCUCGCUGAAGCCCAACGCGGCAGGGCAGGCCUUACCUCAGAAUCUAGAGCAUUCUAGGCUGGUUGGGUGUGAAUUGCCGGCAAAGCCCUCGUCGUCAUCGUCUAUCAGUCGGCAGCUGCGGGCGUUCGUUUCGCUCAUCGUUUUUUCCGCCAUCUUCCUCGUCGUGUUUCUUUUCAACUUUACCUUUAUCGCGUCCAGCGUAUCCCCGUUAGUGACCUUCCUCGAUAAAGCCACGGAUUUAGAGGGCCCCGAGAAGGCCGGCGCGUCGUAUUUAGGCAACGUGUUGGUGGAGUAUGGUCGGAAGAAACAGCUGUCGUCGCAACAGCCGGAGAACCACCCUCUUGCACAGCAGCAACAGCAACCGCAGCGGCGGUCGUGGAGAAAGCCGCCUGGAAAGAUCGCGUUUCUGUUCAUGACACGUGGCCCUCUUCCGCUCGCCCCGCUGUGGGAGAAGUUCUUCAAGGGCCACGAGGGGCGCUACUCCAUCUACAUCCACGCGGCGGACCUCUCCUUCCGCUUCCCGCGCAACUUCUCUGCGCUCUUCCGCGACCGCAUCAUCAAAAGCGGCGAGGUGUCAUGGGGUGAGAUGUCCAUGGUGGACGCGGAGCGGCGGCUGCUGGCGGCGGCUCUCAAGGAGCGAACCAACCACUACUUCGUGCUGCUGUCCGAGGCAUGCCCCUUGUCUCUUCCAUCCCGCCUUUACCCGUUCGCCUCUCCCCGCGCUUCAGCUUCUCUGACAGCGGUCAGGUGCAUCCCGACACCAAGCCCCCCUCUCCUCCCCUCUUUGCCCACACUCAUCCCGCACUCAUGCCCCCCUCCACCCGUGUGGGACUUGGACACCAUAGCCACCUUCAUCAGCUCUACCACCUCAAUCCCCUUCAUGCCAGCACACGUGCCCCUCGACCCCCUCUCAUCCCCUCUUUGCCCACACUCAUCCCACACUCAUCCCAUACUCAUGCCCUCCUCCAUCCCCUCAGCGGCAUUGCUUCGUCCCUCUUCCACUUCCUCCCCCCUCUCCCUUCCUCCCCCCUCUCCCUUCCUCCCCCCUCUCCCUUCCUCCCCCCUCUCCCUUCAUCCCCCCUCCCCCUUCAUCCCUCUUCUCCCUUGUGACUGCGCCCUCCCCCCCUCGCAGUGGUUCAUACUGCAGCGGCGACAUGCACAGAUGGUGGUGGCGGACAAGGAGCACUACGAUGUGCACAACCGCACGUGCUCUGUGAGUGAGAGCCCGCUUUGUGGUGUGGUGAGCGGUGCUGUGUGGUGUGGUGUGGUGGCGGACAAGGAGCACUACGAUGUGCACAACCGCACGUACUCUAUGAGUGAGAGCCUGCUGUGUGGUGUGGUGAGCGGUGCUGUGUGGUGUGGUGUGGUGGCGGACAAGGAGCACUAUGAUGUGCACAACCGCACGUGCUCUGUAAAGGACCGCCGAGGCAUAUCGCACUACCCCACCACCUUUACGGACUGGCGGCUCAACCAGUACCAUCCCAUGCUGUACCACCGCCAGAACAUCACUGCCAAAAUGAUCAAUUACAUGAAGACAACACAACAAUACAUCCAAUUUCGGUCCUUCUGGCGGGAGUUCAAGAGUAACUUCACUUACGUGAGUUGCAAUCAGUACACUUGA